AAUUUAGCUUCUGCCACUGUAGGCAAUGUGGCAUUAAAAGAAGGAGCUUAAGUUAUUAAACUGAGCUGCUUUAAUCAUCCAGUUCAGGGAAAUCCAUUGCUACAGGAGACCUGAGGAUUAAUGUAUUUUUACCGCAAAGCCAAUACAUCUAUUCUGAUCAGUUAGCGGUCGCUCACUCGUGCAUAUGAAACUUCAUUCUCUGGGUUUGCACUCAAUAGUAUGGGACCAAAUGGAGUUUUAUUUGGAGAUUGAUCCCGUUACCUUGAAUCUCAUCAUUCUGGUAGCUAGUUAUGUUAUUUUGCUUCUGGUUUUCCUGAUCUCCUGUGUGCUCUAUGACUGCAGGGGGAAGGAUCCAAGCAAGGAAUAUGCUCCCGAGGUCCCUGCAGACACCCAGCCUCCAAUCCGGCUGGUGGUGAUGCAGCAGGGCUCCCCCAGCACCCGCUGGGCAAAGGGGCUCGUCCCUGCCUACGAAAACUCCUCCGACCUGCCAGGGAAAAGGACUACUGUUGUGUAA
Harpia harpyja (harpy eagle) is the source of this 514-nucleotide messenger RNA. It is a transcript of the gene SMIM36, whose product is annotated as small integral membrane protein 36. The transcript has a single exon. Bases 185 to 514 code for a protein of 109 amino acids. Lineage: Eukaryota; Metazoa; Chordata; Aves; Accipitriformes; Accipitridae. The record is from RefSeq and is a predicted model, not a curated record.